AGAGUAUGACACGAAAGAUACGAAGUACGUGACAUGCCUAAAGCAACAAAAGGACAGUAACCUAGUAACCAGAUAGUAACCAGAUAGUAACCAGCUAGUAACCAGCUAGUAACCUAGUAACCAGCAGUACGUGACAUGCCCAAAGUAGCAAAAGGGGGAUGGUAUGGAGUAGCAAUAGGUAGACAGACGGGUGUUUACACUACUUGGGACGAGUGUAGUGAACAAGUGAAGGGAUUCAGCAAGUCUAAGUACAAGAAAUUCUCUACCAAGAGUCAAGCGGAGGAAUACGUCCGAACUAAUCGCAGUAACCAUGGCAGCAGUAACCAAGCCCAAGGCAGCUGUAACCAUGGCAGCAGUACCCCUGGUGAAGUUAAUAAGGGUACAGGAACUGUGAAACCCAUCAGGGGUGCCAAUGUCUCAACUACACCCAACCGGUCUCAACACAACAGUACACUUGUAAAGUCAGUAUUUUACGGAGUAGCAAGAGGACACUCUCCAGGAGUGUACCGCACGUGGGCGGACUGCCACAAUCAAGUGAGAGGGUUCCAGCAGCCUCUCUACAGAAAGUGCACCUCAGAGGCUGCAGCCAUGACCUUCUGUACAGACCACUCAGAACCUCCAGAUCAGAAACUGUCUGGGGAGACGGAGAGAUCGUUUGAUUCAAGCCUUUCUGACUUAGGAACUGAUGGUGGAGAUUUCAGUCCUACAAAACCUGCUGAAGUGGAUGAAUCUUUUUCAGAUUUUGAAGAGAUAGAGGAGGAGAGUAAUAACGAGGUUUUGAGAGAGAUAGCAGCUCUUAUCACUCAGUCACGUGACAGUGGGACCCAGUCACAUGACCUCAACACCUCUUCUCGCCCUGUGGUCUACACUGACGGUUCCUGUCUAAAUCAAGGAAAAGGUGCGGGUCAGCGUCGUGCUGGUAUAGGGGUAUACUGGGGACCAGGAGACCCCAGAAACUGCUCUGAGAAGCUGUGGGGACUUCCAACAAACCAGAGAGCUGAGCUGUGGGCUGCUGUCAGGGCUCUACAAACAGGCUUGUCGGUGGGUUACAGGAAGUUGGAAGUAAGGACAGAUUCCCAGUACACUAUAAAAGGGAUUACAGAGUGGAUUAAGCGGUGGAAGAAGAAUGAUUAUCAUGAUGCGAAGGGACAGCCUGUAAAGAACAAGGAACUCUUCAGUUGCUUGGACAGCCUCACCAACAUGGUGGACGUAAGAUGGGUCCACGUUAAAGCGCAUUGCGGCGAGCCUGGCAACGAGGCGGCUGAUAGACUAGCUCGAGACGGCGCUAAACUGUAAUCUCACUGGCGGCGCUAAACUGUAAUCUCGCUGGCCCGGGACGACGCUAAACUGUAAUCUCGCUGGCCCGGGACGACGCUAAACUGUAACUCACUGGCGGCGCUAAACUGUAAUAUAAGCAAGAAACGGUGCUGAAUUAUUAUUAGAGAGAUUGUUUGUAUUGCUGCGAGAGAAAUUGUAGGCCGGUGGCCCAGAAGUAACUGCCCACACGCAACCCUUUAAUAACUCAUGUAAUUCUUCUUAGAAUUGCACAGAAAUUUCAGAGAUUAUAGAUAUUAUGUAUUAAUAUUUAUCUCGAUCAUGGAGGAGUUACAAGACAAUCAGUAACGAUCAAGAUUACUGGUUCGAACGACUUGUCACAUGACUUGGAUGGCCUAUCGUUAAGUUAUUCCAAUAUGAUACCGCAGUCUGGGGAACACCUUGCUAAGUAAGGUGUCUAAGAGAUGAGAGAAAUCACAAUGCUGGCAAGCAUUACCGUUGCCGUUAUAUUCACAAUACUAUUUACUCCCUAUACUAU
This is a messenger RNA of Bolinopsis microptera, 1813 nucleotides long. RefSeq names its product ribonuclease H1-like. NCBI's taxonomy places the organism in Eukaryota, Metazoa, Ctenophora, Tentaculata, Lobata, Bolinopsidae. The coding region runs from base 136 to 1296 and encodes 386 amino acids. Gene Ontology annotation, molecular function: nucleic acid binding; RNA-DNA hybrid ribonuclease activity; magnesium ion binding. The record is from RefSeq and is a predicted model, not a curated record. Gene Ontology annotation, biological process: DNA replication, removal of RNA primer. The transcript is spliced from 9 exons.